Molecule: messenger RNA, 1023 nt
Organism: Scleropages formosus (Asian bonytongue)
Lineage: Eukaryota; Metazoa; Chordata; Actinopteri; Osteoglossiformes; Osteoglossidae
Gene: gnb3a
Product: guanine nucleotide binding protein (G protein), beta polypeptide 3a
Exons: 8
Coding region: 1-1023 (340 amino acids)
Biological process (GO): signal transduction
Molecular function (GO): protein binding
Source: RefSeq, a predicted model, not a curated record
AUGGGUGAAAUGGAGCAGCUGCGUAAGGAGGCGGAGAGCCUGAAGGAGCAGAUUAGUACGGCGCGCAAGGCAGUCCACGACGUGACCCUGCCAGAGGUCGUGUCUGGGACAGCCGUGGUUGGGCGUGUCCAGCUGAAGACCAGGAAGACACUGAGGGGUCAUCUGGCCAAGAUCUACGCUAUGCACUGGGGCACUGACUCCAAGUUGUGCGUCAGUGCAUCGCAGGAUGGAAAGCUUAUCGUGUGGGACAGCUACACCACCAACAAGGUACAUGCCAUUCCCCUCAAGUCAUCGUGGGUGAUGACCUGUGCUUAUGCCCCAUCUGGCAACAUGGUGGCGUGCGGCGGCCUGGACAACAUGUGCUCCAUUUACAACCUCAAGGGCAAAGACGGCAACGUCAAGGUCAUGCGAGAGCUGGCUGCUCACACAGGUUACCUGUCCUGCUGCCGCUUUCUGAAUGACAGUGAAAUCAUCACCAGCUCCGGUGACUGCACCUGUGUGCUGUGGGACAUCGAGACGGGUACACAGAAAACCGUGUUCACCGGCCACAUGGGCGACUGCAUGUCCCUCGCCGUGUCACCCGACUUCAACAUGUUCAUCUCGGGGGCCUGUGACUACACGGCCAAGCUGUGGGACAUCCGGGAGGGUGCCUGCCGGCAAACCUUUGCGGGCCAUGAGAGUGACAUCAACGCCAUUGGGUUCUUCCCGAACGGAAACGCCGUGCUGACUGGCUCCGAUGAUGCCACCUGUAAGAUGUACGACCUGCGGGCUGAUCAGGAGCUCAUUACCUAUCAGGACCCCAGCAUCAUGUGCGGCGUUACCUCGCUGGCACCAUCCCUGUCCGGCCGCCUCAUUCUGGCCGGAUACGACGACUUCAACUGCAACAUCUGGGACUCCCUCAAGGCCGAGAGAGUGGGGGUGCUGGCUGGGCACGACAACAGAGUGAGCUGCAUCGGGGUGACGCCUGACGGAAUGGCAGCCUGCACAGGAUCCUGGGAUAGUUUUCUGAAAAUCUGGAAUUGA